Culicoides brevitarsis is the source of this 3224-nucleotide messenger RNA. RefSeq names its product E3 ubiquitin-protein ligase TRIM37-like. Gene Ontology annotation, biological process: negative regulation of centriole replication; protein autoubiquitination. The record is from RefSeq and is a predicted model, not a curated record. Gene Ontology annotation, cellular component: peroxisome; aggresome. Bases 192 to 2951 code for a protein of 919 amino acids. Gene Ontology annotation, molecular function: ubiquitin protein ligase binding; ubiquitin protein ligase activity; tumor necrosis factor receptor binding. The transcript is spliced from 3 exons. Lineage: Eukaryota; Metazoa; Arthropoda; Insecta; Diptera; Ceratopogonidae.
GAAAGAACGUCGUCUCUGCCUUUUUUUCAACAUUUUUAACUGAAAACCCCCGAAAAAUCGCAAAAAAUUUACAAGUUUUCGUCGCAAAUAGUGUAAAUUUUUGUAAAAUCACGAAAAACGUGCAAUGGCUGUGUUAGUUUAAUGCGAAAAUCAAAGUAGAAUUUUUGUACGCUACUAGAACAAAGAGAACAAUGGCAAAGCGAAGCGUUUUUACGAAAGCGAAAACAAAGGAACCCGGAAGUCUGGAAAAUGAACUGCUCCCAGAGGCCUUGAACGACAUUUUUCGGUGCUUUAUUUGCAUGGAGAAGCUUCAGGAGGCCCAUUUGUGUCCGCAUUGCAGCAAAUUGUGUUGUUUUAUGUGUAUUGCACGGUGGCUCAAUGAGCGUCGCAGUUGCCCGCAUUGUCGUCAGACCUUGAGCGUAGCGGAUCUCGUUAACUGUCGUUGGCUGGAGGACGUUGCAUCGCAAGUGGAGAGUCUCCAGCACAUUUGCGCCAACAUCAAGGCGGGAAAUUUUCCGGAGCUGACGCAACAAGACCAAUGCGGGACGCACAAAGAGAAGCUGAGUGUCUAUUGUUGGACCUGUAAAGUUUGUAUUUGUCAUCAGUGCGCCUUAUUUGGUGGCACACACUCAAAUCACACCUUCAAGCAACUGGAUUUGGUGUAUGAAACGCAUUUGCAGCAAGUCAAAGAAGAAGUUUCACAGCUUCGGGCACGUUUGGUCGAGCUUCUGAGUUUGCUGAAGAACAUCGAGGGCAACGUCGACGCCAUUAAAUUCGCAAAAGAUGAAAAAGUCCGGGAAAUCCGGAACGUAGUUGAGCUUAUGGUCGGUCGCUUGGAUACGCAACUUAAAUUCAAAUUACACACGUUGCAGAAGCAAAAGCAAUCCCUUCAAACGGAAACCCGUCAACUUGAAACAAUUCUAAAGGAAAUCGAUCAUCAACUCUUCACUUUUAGCAAAUCUCAGUUGAUAAUGAAGUCGCCGGAACUGCUGAAGAUGAUCCAUCAAGUGCGGAUCAAGCCGAUCAGCAGUUGUUACGAAACUACGCCAAUUUCUGCGGAUUUUGUGAGUGAAGUUGUGCCGCCGUACGACAGUGGAAGCUUCAUCAUGCAAAAUUUUUCAAAAUUACAACAAGAAGCGGAGCCCGUUUACUCGUCGCCUUUACGAACGGACGGUCUUUGCUGGCGCCUCAAAGUCUAUCCCGACGGAAAUGGUCCAGUUCGCAAGGAAUUUUUAAGCGUUUUCUUGGAAUUAUCUGCUGGUUAUCCAGAAACCUCCAAAUAUGAGUAUCGCGUGCAGAUGAUUCACCCGAACACCUCGAAAAUCAUCCAACGUGAAUUCGUGUCGGAUUUCGAAGUCGGAGAAUGUUGGGGCUACAAUCGAUUUUUCCGUUUGAAUCUUCUGGCGGAAGAGGGAUAUCUAAAUACGGCGAAAGAUACGUUGGAAUUGAAAUUUCAAGUGCGUCCCAGCACGUACUUUCAAAAGUGUCGCGAUCAACAGCACUACAUCAGUCGGUUGCAACGACAAGAACAACUGCAUUUGAACAAGAUAAAAGACUUGAAGGGACGAUUGGAUCAGGAAAUUGCGAAAAAUCGAGCUCUUGUUUCGAGUGAAGUCACUACCGUUAAAUUUGUCAAUGGUGGUGCUGCCGAGGAGAAUGACAAUAAGACAGUUUUGAGUCCCAUACGAGAGAAUAAAGUGAAUGGCAGUGAAAAGAAUAGUCUGAAAGCAGCUCUCACGGAAGCUAUUUCUCCGGUGAAGAGUGAAUGUGACAAAAUCAACGGAAAAUCCAACACAGACUUUCUUAAAAUACGAGAAAAUAAGACUACAUUGGCUGUAAAUCAAGUAAAUGGCUCGGCUCGCAACGCAGAUUCCGCCGGAAAUGUCACCAACGAUGCUUUCGACGACCUUUUGCAACUUUUGAACGUCACUUCGUCUACAAGCUCUCCAACUCCCGUCACCUCGUCCAGUAGUGUUCAUCAAGACAACAAGAAACCAACAAGUAUUAAUUUCAUCAAAACCGCUAAAAACCUUUCACACUCCUCACCGAAUUUAUGUUCGUCCUCGUCGGACUUGGAUGUCGACUCUGACUGUCUUUUGGGCGCUGUUGGUGGUGUUUCAACAACUACCACCGAUUUGAAGGCAACUUUCAUCAAUGUCGACUCAAGCUCCGAGGAUGACGAUCCCGAAACCGAUACAAUUUCCGGCGAAAAUUUCGUCGAAUAUGCCGAAAUUGCGAUGGAGCAACGCGUCAAGCAGCAAAAUAAUGCAAAUGACAACAUUGCGAUCGAUGACGAGCUAGUUCUUCUUACAUUAUUCGAUCAGUCCGUCAAUUUGCCGAAGAGAAACUUGUCGCGACAAGUCGGCAAUGGGUUUUCUGAUGCAGCACGGAACUCAGUAAAUGGAGAAAAUGAAGAUCAACUUGAUCGUAUGCUUAAUUUCCGCAAUAAUUCGUUGGCCAACAGCUCAAGUUCCGCUCAGAUACGCAAAUUUGCGGCAGCGAUCCAGAAACCAGAUAACGGAACAAGUAACAGGAAUUCUACAGACGCCGAGUGUCAUACAUUCGAGCCGAUUCGCAAUGCCGAUCAACCGAAUCGGAAAUUUUUGGCACGUGCCAAAGCGAACAAUUGCGUGACACCGACCACAAACGAAAUUUUCUACAAUGAUUUGUUCAGUCCCUCAACAAGUUCCGCAAAUAAAACGUCGUCUGGCGACAAUCCCAUUUUUAUGCCCUCAUUCCAACCAACUACGCUCGCAGCAAAAGCGGCCAAUGCCACAAUCAUCAGCAAGGAGAACAAACGGAACAACAAUGCCGAUCGCUUUUCCACAUUUAGUUUGCAAGACGAGGAUUUGUUCGUAAAUUUUAAUGCCACUGCCAUGGAACAAAAUGUGAAUAAUUUGAAUGGGAAACGUGAAGGCACCACUAAUUGCGAAAGACCAAAUUCGUCCUAAAUUUUUGCAACAAUGCAAUAGUAUCCUAAGACCACGUGACUUAAAAAUUCACAAGGAAAUGCAUUAUUCAUUUUUUAUACUAAAUAUGUACUAACACUAAAUAUUAUGAAACGUACUAUUAGAAAUAAUAAUAAUAAUUGUUAAAAAUUUGUAAAAGAAAGAAAAUUGACGAGAUUUUUACUUGAAUUUUAAAUAUAAGACAUGAAAAACAGGCAACUGCUGGAAAUUUUCUUAAAUGAUGAAAAACUGUUAGAAUUUACUAGAAUUUGUAAU